AAUACAUUUCCUCGAUUUGUCUUUUAAUCUUGUCUCUAUUAAUCAGGAUAAUAUUUUUGUUAUUUCUUUAUCGUUUAUUACUUAAAUCUUCGGAUAUGGAAGUAGACUUCAGAUUAGCCGAUUUCUCACUCGAAGACAUUGAUUUCGACUUCAACAUUUAUGAAGAAAACAAUCUUUUAGCUAACGAAGCGGAUAUGGAUUCAAAGCAAGCUCAUCGUUCUUCACAUUUUGAUCAUCAAAUGCAUCUUGAGUUCCUCGGACAGAAGCCGAAGUCUGCGGUGAAGCCUAUGAUGAAGAUCAACAACAACAACCCACGAGUGAUUUCUUUCGAUUUCUCUAGUAAUGUUUCUUCUUCCCCAGCUGUGGAAGAGAUCAUUAUGGACCAAUUGGUUGGACGUGGUACCAAGAGAAAAACAUGUUCUCAUGGCACAAGAUCUCCAGUUCUUGCUAAAGAACAUGUUCUAGCCGAGAGAAAGCGCCGUGAGAAGCUUUCUGAAAAGUUCAUUGCUCUCUCAGCUCUUCUUCCCGGUCUUAAGAAGGCAGACAAGGUAACGGUUCUUGAUGACGCGAUCUCACGAAUGAAACAACUUCAAGAACAAUUAAGAAAGCUCAAGGAAGAGAAAGAAGCAACAAGAGAUAUGGAAUCUAUUAUUCUUGUGAAGAAAUCUAAAGUACUAUACGACGAUGAUGAGCCUAACCUAUCAUCUUCUCCUUCAUAUCAAAACCAAUUCGAUCAAGCCUUGCCAGAAAUCGAAGCGAAAGUAUCCCAAAACGACGUUCUCAUCCGGAUCCAUUGCGAGAAAAGCAAAGGGCGCAUGAUUAACAUACUAAACACAAUCGAAAAUCUUCAACUGCGCAUUGAAAAUAGUAUCGUCUUACCAUUUGGAGACUCCACUCUCGACAUCACUGUCCUUGCACAGAUGGAUAAAGAUUUUUCGGUGAGUGUACUUAAGGAUCUUGUACAGAACCUGAGACUCGCCCUGGUUUAGGAUCUUCUUUGAAGCUUUUAGUUACUGACUGUACAAACGAUGCCAAUGUUUUCGUGAAUUUGAUGUCGUUUUCUUCUAGUGGUUUUUCACACGUGUACUACCACGUGUUUGAUGAAUUUUCUAGGCGAGGUUCACGUCUUUAGUGGUUGAAACUAAAUUGAUUUAAUGUCUAUUUUUUGGGAUUAAUAAUGUAUAUCGUAUAUGUUAUAUAUGUGGUCGAAACGUUGUUUGA
Messenger RNA from Camelina sativa (false flax), 1221 nucleotides. RefSeq names its product transcription factor bHLH19-like. Lineage: Eukaryota; Viridiplantae; Streptophyta; Magnoliopsida; Brassicales; Brassicaceae. The record is from RefSeq and is a predicted model, not a curated record. Gene Ontology annotation, molecular function: protein dimerization activity.